AUGUCAGCCCCAGAGACUCAACCCACCGCUGAAGGCGAUGAGUACGAAAAGACCCUUCUGCAGCUACGAUGCUUCGACACAAUGUUCCUCGUCGAUGAUUCCGAGGCCAUGCAGCCUUACUGGCCCGAAAUCAAGACCCUGAUAGAGCGCAUUGCACCCAUCUGCGCCAGACACGAUCCUGAUGGAGUUGAUCUGUACUUUGUCAACCACCGACCCGGAGGUGUCUUGGCCAAGCUACCUGGAGUUCAGUCAAUCCGAAAGUCAGGUUACACUCACAUUGGUGGCUUUGCCGGAAGCAUGCUUUUGACCAGCAAGGGAAAGCAGGUCGGCGCCAUCUUCGACAAGGUCAAGCCAGCUGGAAAGUGCAACAUGGGUGCCAGACUCGGCGGCUUACUCAAGUGGUACUGCGACAAGUUCACAGCCGGAGAGGAGAAGGCCGCUCUCAACAUUAUUGUGCUCACAGCCGGCGCAUUCGACGACGACAUCAAGACUCCCCUGAUUCAAGCCGCCCGAACUCUCGACGAGGCCAAGGCACCCAUCCACCAAGCUGGUGUCCAACUGUUCCGCUUGGGUGGACCGGAUCUGGUGCGGCAAAAGACCCUCCAGCAUCUCGACGACGAACUGCACAAGGAGGCUGGAACCCGAGACAUUGUCGACACAGUGACUUGGAGCGGUCACGGUACAUCCAUGUCGGAUGAUGAGCUGCUCAAGAUUGUGCUCGGCGCUGUGAUCAAGAAGAUUGAUAUUCGUGCUUCUGAGUUGCACUUGGAUGAGGCAGCUACGACGACACGAGCUGACCGAGAGUAUGAUGAGGGAAAUGUAAUCUAG
Messenger RNA from Fusarium pseudograminearum CS3096, 828 nucleotides. RefSeq lists its product as uncharacterized. Bases 1 to 828 code for a protein of 275 amino acids. The transcript has a single exon. NCBI's taxonomy places the organism in Eukaryota, Fungi, Ascomycota, Sordariomycetes, Hypocreales, Nectriaceae. The record is from RefSeq and is a predicted model, not a curated record.